UGACUUAAUGGUUGCUGUCCCUGUCUUCUGCAAGAGUGGCUUUCUCCAUCAACCUGCUUGGCUGCUGGGACUGUCUCUGCAUCUCUCCGCAGUCUCCUCCUCCUGAGCUGUGUUCCCCCAUCAGUCCACUGUGGUGAUCAGGCAGCAAACACGUGCUCUGAGUGGCCAUGGGGAAGCGAUACUUCUGUGACUACUGCGACCGCUCCUUCCAGGACAACCUCCACAACCGCAAGAAGCACCUGAACGGGCUGCAGCACCUCAAGGCCAAGAAGGUCUGGUACGACAUGUUCCGAGAUGCAGCUGCCAUCUUGCUGGAUGAGCAGAACAAGCGGCCCUGCAGGAAGUUUCUACUGACAGGCCAGUGCGACUUUGGCUCCAACUGCAGAUUUUCCCACAUGUCAGAGCGAGACCUGCAGGAGCUAAGCAUCCAGGUGGAGGAGGAGAGGCGAGCCAGGGAGUGGCUGCUAGAUGCUCCCGAGCUCCCCGAGGGCCAUCUGGAGGACUGGCUGGAGAAGAGAGCCAAGCGGCUGAGCUCAGCCCCAAGCAGCAGGGCUGAACCCAUCAGAACCACCGUCUUCCAGUACCCCGUGGGCUGGCCACCAGUCCAAGAGCUGCCCCCAUCCCUGCGGGCACCGCCACCUGGGGGGUGGCCCCUGCAGCCCAGAGUCCAGUGGGGCUGAGCCCCUUGCCCCCGACUGACCCCCACGUGGUCACUUUUCUCAUCAGUCACAAGCAGGAAGCCAAGCCCUGUUCCUGUGACGCCCCAUGGAGGCUCUGAGACCAUCUGCCUGGCCUCACUGAGGCUCAGGACACGGCCGCAGCAAGUGUAGCCCUGGGUCUGCACCAGGCAGCUCCUGCCUCACUCCCCUCCACCUGCCUCCUCCUCCUUAUCAAGAUGGGGGAGAAAACUUCCAGAUGUUUAUAAAGAAAGUCUGUCGCCACA
Chlorocebus sabaeus (green monkey) is the source of this 943-nucleotide messenger RNA. RefSeq names its product zinc finger matrin-type 5 (gene ZMAT5). Gene Ontology annotation, cellular component: U12-type spliceosomal complex. The record is from RefSeq and is a predicted model, not a curated record. NCBI's taxonomy places the organism in Eukaryota, Metazoa, Chordata, Mammalia, Primates, Cercopithecidae. Gene Ontology annotation, molecular function: zinc ion binding.